This is a messenger RNA of Suricata suricatta (meerkat), 3136 nucleotides long. RefSeq names its product bone morphogenetic protein 5 (gene BMP5). Gene Ontology annotation, biological process: SMAD protein signal transduction. Gene Ontology annotation, cellular component: extracellular region. Lineage: Eukaryota; Metazoa; Chordata; Mammalia; Carnivora; Herpestidae. The coding region runs from base 90 to 1454 and encodes 454 amino acids. The record is from RefSeq and is a predicted model, not a curated record. The transcript is spliced from 7 exons. Gene Ontology annotation, molecular function: growth factor activity; cytokine activity.
CUGGGAAAGCGUACCUCCUAGGAACUUUUACAUUUUUUUUUAAGAGAACAAGAAGGACUAAAAAUAUCAACUCUUGCUUUUGGACAAAAAUGCAUCUGACUGUAUUUCUACUUAGGAGUAUUGUGGGUUUCCUCUGGAGCUGCUGGGUUCUAGUGGGUUAUGCAAAAGGAGGCUUGGGGGACAAUCAUGUCCACUCCAGUUUUAUUUAUAGAAGACUACGGAACCACGAAAGACGGGAAAUACAGAGGGAAAUUCUCUCCAUCUUGGGUUUGCCUCAUAGACCCAGACCAUUUUCACCUGGAAAACAAGCUUCCUCUGCACCUCUAUUUAUGCUGGACCUAUAUAAUGCUAUGGCCAAUGAAGAAAAUCCUGAAGAGUCGGAAUACUCAGUGAGGGCAUCCCUGGCAGGAGAGGCCAGGGGGGCAAGAAAAGGAUAUCCAGCCUCUCCCAAUGGGUACCCUCGUCGUGUCCAGUUAUCUCGAACGACUCCUCUGACCACCCAGAGCCCUCCUCUAGCCAGCCUACAUGAUACCAACUUUCUGAAUGAUGCUGACAUGGUCAUGAGCUUUGUCAAUUUAGUUGAAAGAGACAAGGAUUUUUCUCACCAGCGAAGGCAUUACAAGGAAUUCAGGUUUGAUCUGACUCAAAUUCCUCAUGGGGAAGCAGUGACAGCAGCUGAAUUCCGGAUAUACAAGGACCAGAGUAAUAGUCGAUUUGAAAAUGAAACAAUUAAGAUUAGCAUAUAUCAGAUCAUCAAGGAAUACAAUAAUAGGGAUGCAGAUUUGUUCCUGUUAGAUACAAGAAAGACCCAAGCUUUAGAUGUGGGUUGGCUUGUCUUUGAUAUCACUGUGACCAGCAAUCAUUGGGUAAUUAAUCCACAGAAUAAUUUGGGUUUACAGCUCUGUGCAGAAACAGGAGAUGGACGGAGUAUCAAUGUGAAAUCCGCUGGUCUCGUGGGAAGACAUGGACCUCAGUCAAAACAACCGUUCAUGGUGGCCUUCUUCAAGGCAAGUGAGGUCCUUCUUCGAUCUGUAAGAGCAGCUAACAAACGGAAAAAUCAAAACCGCAAUAAAUCCAGCUCUCAUCAGGACUCCUCCAGAAUGUCCAGUGUUGGAGAUUAUAAUACAAGUGAGCAAAAACAAGCCUGUAAGAAGCAUGAACUCUACGUGAGUUUCCGGGAUCUAGGAUGGCAGGACUGGAUUAUAGCACCAGAAGGAUAUGCUGCAUUUUAUUGUGAUGGAGAAUGUUCUUUUCCACUCAAUGCCCACAUGAAUGCCACCAACCACGCCAUCGUUCAGACUCUGGUUCAUCUGAUGUUUCCUGACCAUGUGCCAAAGCCUUGUUGUGCUCCAACCAAAUUAAAUGCCAUCUCUGUGCUGUACUUUGAUGACAGCUCCAAUGUCAUUUUGAAAAAAUACAGAAAUAUGGUGGUGCGCUCAUGCGGCUGCCAUUAAUAUUAAAUAAGAGUGGUAAUAAGAAAAAGAUCUGUAUCAAGGUUUAUGCUACAAUAAAAAGUAUGCAUACAGACAAAAAGGGAAUUUCAUAAAAUUAGUCUGAUUCAUUUCAUCUCUGUACCUAUGUAUGAUAUCAUGUAUAUAGUCACUUUUAUUUAUUUAAAGGUAUAUCUCUCCUUUGUGGAUGCCCUAGCAAUAAAAACUAUUUUUAGGUCUAUUAGAUCUAGAUAGCCCAGUCUGUCAUUCAAUGGGAUAGGCUAAGUCCCAUUCAAUUCCAUUUCAACAUUUUUUUCGGAUACAAUUUUGAUAUAAUUAUCUGAAAUCAGACAGAACUCCUUUGAAUGUUAGUCAUCGGUGAAGGAAAUUUAAUGCAUUUGGUUAUGUUGUGCCAGUGAAAACUGUGAUAGAAUAUUUAUUUAGAAAUAAAACUAAAAAAUAGAAGAACAACAACAACCCAAACAAAAAUGCUUGGAUAAAUACAGUUUUUCUUUUCGCGUUUCUGCUUCAUUAGGUAAAGUGAAAUGUUGAACUGGAUUUGAAUAAAUAAGCAGUAGGCAGAACAUAGAAGCCGAAAGAUUACACAUAAUUGUUGAAACUGUUUGCUUUAACAGAAUUGGUGUAACUGGAGGAGCACGCUCCUUCUUGGCUUGUGGACUGUAGAUUUUGCAAAGCACUCAAAGCUUCAGGAACUCUGUGGAGACAGACAGACUUGAGCCUGUGUCCAUAGCUUUCCAAGUUAACACUAAAAACUCAUAGUACAACCUUCUUACCUCAAAUAAAUCGUGUCUGCCUAUUAUCUAGAACACUACUGCUGAUUUUUUUUUCAGAUUUAAAAACAGUCCAAAAUAAAGAAACAUUUCCAUGCGCUCUACUUCCCUCCCCACAGACAAGAGUAACUGCAUACAUAAAACAUGUAAAACAUACCAGAGCAAAGAUGCCGACAGAGCCGUUUUCCUUAGCUCUCCUUUCUAACGGAGUUUGCUGAUUGAUGUGAUGCAAGGGAUUUUAUUUAGGUGAAAGGACUGAAACUAAACUGAAGGAAAUUACCAAAAAUCCCAGAAUGGCUUUGACAGAAUUGCCAUUUUGAAAGAACAGCUGAAAUCCAUUUUUCAUAUCUUUGAGAAUGAGCUCAAUGAAAACCUUAUUUUGUAAGGGGAUUUUGUAAACCUUCCUCCAAGCGCAAAUAAUUCCAAAUGGGAAGGUUCUGUUGUGUGUAUGUGCAUGUGUAUUCUUCCCUCUGAAAUUAAUUUAUUUUCUUUCUUUGCAUUCUAAAGCUUUUCUUUAACACACAGUAACUUUGGGAAGGAUGACAUUUAGAUGGGUUACUUGCUAUUUCUGGUGGCUCCAUGGUUAGGCUUAUUUACAGUUCAUCUAAAGUAUUCAUAAAGCACCAUUUAUUAAUCACCUUUUUGGGCCUUUCAAAUAAAGCUUAUAUCAGAAAUAGCUUCAAAAAUGUUAUGAGUCCGUUUGUAAUUCAGGUAUAUUGCAAUGUUGUUUUAAAAUACAGUUUAUCUUUAAGAAAAUUUGAUAAUAACUAUAUUGGGGGGUGCAUUAAGUAAUAUAUUUUUAAAUAAAUAGUGUACCAUUGUAAGAAUAAGAAACGGAAGUCUAUUAUAUUAUUCUCUAAAUGUGCUGUUUAAAUAUAUUUCUAUAUUUUAAAAUCUAUUAAACGUGUGAUGCUA